AUUAGAAAUGACAAACUAGCAAGGUGAUUAAUUAAAAUAUUUUGAAAAAUGAUGGAAUUUGAUGAACAGGGUAAACAGUUGCCGGCUGUUAAUGAAAACUCCAUACGCUAUCAAAUACGCCGAAAAUGGAACUCGCUCACUAUUCGCAAAAAACGUCGACUAUUUAUCAAGAUCAUUUUAUUUGUGUGCUGUCUAUCGGCCCUCACAUAUCACGCAAUCCUACUAUUCUCGCAGUACUUCAGCGGCAAAACAGUAGUCAGUAUACGACUGGACCGCAUACGGCCGGACACUAUGCCCGCCAUAACCCUAUGCCUGCCCUAUGGGCUACGUAUGGAUGGUAUGGCCCGUCGGUUCCCACCCCUUAAGGCAAAGUAUAGCGAAUACAAGAGACUAAUGGAUAGUAUUAAUGAUUACGACUAUAAAAACGAGACACUAAAGGAUUAUUUGAUAGAUAUAUUCAAAAACUUUACCCGUUUUUACGAUAAGCAAAACAUGUCAUUAGACUACAUGUUUGACUCCGACGUUAGCAUACCCUACGACCUCUGGAAAGACUCGGAAAAAUUGGUUACCCCUGGUGAUAAAGUGGACGAUUUCUUAAUUAAGCUCGAAUUGAUCGGGGUGAGAAAUAACAUGGUGAUGCAGCACGUGGAUAUGCACCCGGUGGUGUCGGUGGUGGCCGAGCGACCUAGUCACAUUCGCAAGUGUUUCACGUUUUUUAGCGAGCUCAAUCCCGCGUGGCGUAAUAUUAAGUUUAAUUUGAACGAGGUGACAUUGAUUUUUAGGCAUAAUAAGUAUUGGUUCCCGCCUAAUAUGUAUGAGACACCAUCAGGCAAAAAUAAGAUACACUUUUCCAUACACUCGGCUAAUGCCACGCCUUACGACCUUAGGUCCGAAAAUUUUAUUAAUCUCAAAAUGGACCAUACUUACCAGGUAGCUUUCUCAACCAUAAAGACCAUACGCCUAAAACCUCCAUACGAAACAAAUUGUCACGACUACGACCCUGAUAACAUUUUUGAGAGGGAACGUACCCGAUCCGAUUGCCGGUACAAGUGUUUUGAGAUGGAACUGGUGGGUCGUAAGGACUGUUGUAUCGAUACCAAUAAAAACCGUCAGACCUGUCGUAAAUGCACCCUAUGGUCCACCAAUUUCAUCCAGCACCAUUUCGCUCAGAGGUCCCAUAUGUGUCCCUAUGGUUUGCGGGAUGACUGCGCACUGGUAGCCGACGACAUGUGCGAGGAGUUGUGCCAAAAGAGCUGCCAUACGUGCUAUUAUAACGUGGAUAUCAAGGAUAAGAAUAGGAUCCAGGGUAGAGAUCCGUGGGAUAAAGUAUUGUACAUUGAGCUUGCUCAUAAUCCAUUGCUGGAUCAGACGGUGGAGCACUCGCCGGAAAUGUCGUUCAUAUCGUUCAUCGCCAAUAUGGGGGGACUGAUAGGCAUGUGGUUAGGGCUGUCGGCGUUUAUUAUAUUGGAAACGGUUAUGAAGUUGGCAUUGGCGCACAGAUAUGGUUUCCAGAAACCAACUAGUGAUUUUUUGUCGUUCAUAUCGUUCAUCGCCAAUAUGGGGACUGAUAGACUUGUUUUACUGAUAAAAAAUUAUUAA
This is a messenger RNA of Oppiella nova, 1599 nucleotides long. The record is from the annotation of a GenBank genome assembly. Lineage: Eukaryota; Metazoa; Arthropoda; Arachnida; Sarcoptiformes; Oppiidae.